UGCAUGUGCGUUUUCACUGUCGUUAUCUCUGCACACUCUCUCUCGAAGCGAUAAACUUGGCAAAGGAGGAGGCUUCCUGGCUGGACUCAGUUCAAGGGCUUGAAAACCGUAAUGGAAAUGGAAGUGAAAGAGGAAAAAAGGAGCGAAACACAACCUCAGAAGAGGAGAAUCUGGAAACGUAUCUGGGGCAUCCUGAGCUAUUUCACGGGAGAUAUGAAGGCAUUCGGAGACUGGAUGAAAGAUAAGCCUCUGCCGUUCCAGUUCAUUGACUGGAUCCUGAGGGGUAUAUCUCAAGUGAUGUUCGUCAACAACCCUCUCAGUGGACUGAUCAUGUUAGCGGGAUUCCUAGUCCAGAGCCCAUGGAUGACUCUCAACGGAUGCUUAGGAGCAAUCGUCUCAACCGUAACAGCUCUUAUUCUAAGACACGAAAGAUCAGCCAUAGCCGCCGGACUACAUGGCUACAACGGGGUCUUGUUGGGAAUGCUCAUGGCCGCCACUUCCGACAAGGGCGAAUGUUAUUGGUGGCUUUUGAUUGUUGUUUUUCUCAUGUCCACAACGUGCCCUCUUUUCACAGGUGCUUUGACCGCCAUCUUUAGCAAGUGGGACCUGCCGGUUUUCACCCUCCCUUUCAACAUGGCCUUGACUGUUUAUCUCGGUGCUACUGGCCACUACAACCUCUUCUUACCAUCGACGCUCAUCCAACCCGCAACCUCGGUGCCCAACAUCACUUGGUCAGAGAUCCAGGUGCAUUUGCUUUUCCGGUCAAUUCCCGUGGGAGUCGGACAAGUGUAUGGCUGUGACAACCCUUGGACUGCAGGCAUGAUUAUGGCGGCUUUGUUUCUCUCCUCCCCGCUCAUCUGCAUUCACGCCGUGAUCGGAUCAACGAUAGGAAUGCUUGCAGCGCUAGGCUCAGCUACUCCGUUCGACAAAAUCUAUUCUGGUUUAGGGAAUUACAACAGCUGCCUUUCAUGCAUUGCAAUAGGAGGCAUGUUCUACGCCCUCACUUGGCAGACGUUCUCGAUGGCACUCUUUUGUGCUUUGUUUACUGUCUUCGUGGGAGGAAUGCUGUCCAAUAUGUUUUCAGUGUUUGGACUGCCGCUGGCAACCUGGGCUUUCUGCUUGACUUCUCUCACCUUCCUACUUCCAAACAGCAACAUCGACGCCAUCUACAAAUUGCCUCUCUCCAAAAUCAGGUAUCCCGAAGUCAACCGGGCCUACUACUUGGCCAGAAAGGAAAAACCACCUACCUCUGCCUGCAACGUGUAAUGGGGUUAAUCCGUGGCAUUUCCCCAUUGCUACGGUCAAAGCAGCGUCUGUUCUUCCCAACAAAGGGUGCCACUGAAUGAAAGCCAAGUGGGUUACCUUUAGUGGCCUUUGUGUCUAUUCUAUAUUGUAAAUACCUUAACUCGGAUCAAGAAGAUUCAGAAUUCAGCAAAUGCUUCAGUCAGAAGCGAACACAAUAGUGCACACAUCGGGAGAGGUGCACGCCGCUUCUGAGAAAAUGAGGAUUUCAUUCCAAGAUAGUCAACUGACAAUCCAAUCCCUCAGUGGCCCUAUGGCAUUUAAAUCUUGGUGAGAUAAAGAAGUUGCUUAUUAUGUGUUUUAUAAGGGGGGAAGAGAAAUGCUGUCAAGUUCAUAAAGGAGUUUCCCUGUCACAGAAAUAUGGAUUAGACAUUAUACUUGGUGAUACUCAUGUAUUCUAAUGAAUACUGUAUGCACUCUCUAUGAACUCUGCUGUAUUUUUUCUAACUGGUUGUAUAACCACACAGGUGUAUUUUCAUUGCUGACAGCUAAUUAAAAAUAGUGGACAGUAUCAGAUAAAUGUUCUCUAAUCAUAGAGAACAUUUUUCCUGUCAUUUUGACUGAGCUGUGUUUUUUUAUCUUGCAGUGGAAUGUAGCAUCACUUUUGGCUAAUUAGAAUGUUAUACAAUUGAAAAUAGGAAUAAUUAAUUAAGUCUUAAACCAAUCAUAGUUUAUCUAUGCUAUCACAUGAAAAUGAUCUUAGAUUUUUGCACAGGACAACAUAUAAAAGGUGUUAAAUAAGAUCGCUGAUCAGAAUUUGGCUGAAAAAACUCUCAUGAAAACCUAGCUGAGAAAUUUACCUUUGUAAUGUGUGCUAUGGGAAACUUAAAUACAUUUCAUAGAAUCAUAGAGUUGGAAGGGGCCAUACAGACCAUCUAGUCCAACCCCUGGCCCAGUGCAAAUAUUCAUCAUUUCAUAGUAAACUUGAUUGAUUUAAGCUUCAAGAUAACUGAGAAAUGUCAGGAAACAUAUUUCUUGUUGCCUUUACUUGUUCCAUCUUUGCAGGUUUUAUAUAAAUAAGCAUUUAUAUUUUUGAUAUCUUGCUUCAUUAA
Eublepharis macularius is the source of this 2354-nucleotide messenger RNA. RefSeq names its product solute carrier family 14 member 1 (Kidd blood group) (gene SLC14A1). The record is from RefSeq and is a predicted model, not a curated record. Gene Ontology annotation, biological process: urea transmembrane transport. Gene Ontology annotation, cellular component: membrane. The transcript has 9 exons. Gene Ontology annotation, molecular function: urea transmembrane transporter activity. Bases 112 to 1266 code for a protein of 384 amino acids. NCBI's taxonomy places the organism in Eukaryota, Metazoa, Chordata, Lepidosauria, Squamata, Eublepharidae.